GUUUUGCUGGAAUUGGGAACGUAUUCUUUUCAAUUUUGCGUCCGCUUGCUACGUUUUUUGUGUAUAGUUUUCUCUAUAGUGCGGGAGCAAUUAAAAUAGUUGUUGCCACAAAUAUGACUCUAAUUGACAAGCCAUUAAUUGCGGUUGAUAUCGAGUUUCCAGAGGAAGAUGUACCCUACGAGGAGGAAAUUUUGCGCAAUGCAUACUCUGUAAAACAUUGGCUACGCUAUAUUGAACAUAAAUCCAAAGCGCCCAAUUGCGGAGUGAACAUUGUAUUUGAGCGCGCACUCAAGGAGUUACCCGGUAGCUACAAAAUCUGGUAUAAUUAUUUACGUACACGUCGCAAGCAAGUGCGUGGUCGCCCACUCAACGAUCCCAUGUAUGAUGAAGUAAAUAAUACCUUUGAGAGAGCACUAGUUUUUAUGCAUAAAAUGCCACGUAUUUGGAUGGAUUAUGGAGUAUUUAUGACGGCACAAUGUCGCAUUACGCGUACCAGGCACGUGUUUGAUCGCGCUUUGCGUGCAUUGCCCAUUACUCAGCAUCAUCGCAUUUGGCCGCUGUACUUGAAAUUUGUACGACGUUUCGAUAUACCGGAAACCGCCCUACGCGUUUACAGACGUUAUUUGAAGUUGUGCCCAGAUGAUGCGGAAGAAUAUAUUGAAUAUUUAACUGAAGCGGGGCGGUUAGAUGAAGCAGCACAACAACUGGCAUCGGUAGUGGACAACGAGCAUUUCGUAUCGAAACAUGGCAAAUCAAAUCAUCAAUUAUGGAAUGAACUGUGCGAUUUGAUUUCGAAAAACCCUGAUAAGGUGCAUUCGUUGAAUGUGGACGCUAUAAUACGCAGUGGGCUCAGGAGGUACACCGAUCAGCUGGGUCACCUUUGGAACUCCUUGGCAGAUUACUACGUGCGAUCGGGUUUGUUUGAUCGCGCACGUGAUGUUUAUGAAGAGGCAAUACAGACUGUUACAACAGUACGUGAUUUUACGCAGGUUUUCGAUGAGUAUGCCCAAUUUGAAGAGGUGUCAUUAAAUAAACGCAUGGAAAUGGUGGCAAAUGAUCCACAUGCAACCGAGGAAGAUGACAUUGAUGUAGAAUUACGAUUGGCGCGUUUUGAAUAUCUUAUGGAGCGCCGUUUAUUGCUAUUGAAUAGCGUGUUGCUGCGUCAGAAUCCACACAAUGUGCAUGAAUGGCACAAACGCGUGAAGUUAUACGAAGGCAAGCCACAUGAGAUUAUUAAUACCUACACCGAAGCUGUGCAAACUGUGCAACCAAAAUUAGCAGCUGGAAAAUUGCAUACUUUGUGGGUAGAAUUCGCGAAAUUUUAUGAAUCGAAUGAUCAAGUGGAGGAUGCGCGUGUUGUUUUUGAACGCGGCACUGAGGUGGAGUAUGUAAAAGUAGAAGAUUUGGCAGCAGUUUGGUGUGAAUGGGCUGAAAUGGAGAUAAGACAGGAGAACUUCGAGGGUGCUUUACGGCUAAUGCAAAAAGCUACUGCCAUGCCAAAACGAAAAGUUGCCUACCAUGACGACACCGAGACAGUGCAAAUGCGGCUAUAUCGCUCUUUAAAAGUGUGGUCUAUGUACGCCGAUUUAGAGGAAUCCUUUGGCACAUUCAAAACCUGCAAAGCUGUCUACGAUCGUAUUAUUGAUUUGAAAAUUUGCACUCCUCAAAUUAUCAUCAACUAUGGUCUCUUUUUGGAAGAGCACAACUAUUUUGAAGAAGCUUUUCGCGCCUAUGAAAAGGGUAUUGCGCUUUUCAAGUGGCCAAACGUAUACGAUAUUUGGAAUGCAUAUUUGACGAAAUUUCUCAAACGUUAUGGCGGCACAAAGUUGGAGCGUGCACGCGAUCUUUUCGAACAAUGCUUGGAAAACUGUCCACCCGAUCAUGCUAAGUACUUUUACUUACUGUAUGCGAAAUUAGAAGAGGAGCACGGUUUAGCGCGCCAUGCUAUGGCCGUUUACGAUCGCGCCACUAGUGCCGUCAAGCCAGAGGAGAUGUUUGAUAUGUACAACAUUUUCAUUAAGAAGGCAGCAGAAAUCUAUGGCCUACCGCGUACACGUGAAAUCUAUGAGAAGGCUAUUGAGGCAUUGCCCGAAGAGAACAUGCGGCCUAUGUGUGUGCGGUUUGCAGAGAUGGAAACUAAGCUUGGCGAAAUCGAUCGGGCGCGAGCUAUUUACGCGCAUUGUUCGCAGGUAUGUGAUCCACGCAUAACCGCUGAUUUCUGGCAAACUUGGAAAGAAUUCGAGGUGCGUCAUGGUAAUGAAGAUACAAUGCGUGAAAUGUUGCGCAUCAAACGUUCAGUGCAAGCCACUUACAAUACGCAAGUGAAUAUGAUGGCUGCACAAUUUCUUAAUCAGACGAGCGCAAGCAGUGCAACAGAUGGCGGUAGUGAUGCGAUGCGUUUGCUUGAAGCCAAGGCAGCAGCAGAGCAACAAGCGCGACAACAACAAACACUCAAACCACAAACCAGUGGAAACAUUAUGUUUGUGCGUGGCGAAACACAAGGAGGCAAUGCAAAGGAUAAGGUGGUCAAUCCGGAUGAAAUUGAUAUUGGCGAGAGCGAUGAAGAUGAGGAAGACGAUGACGAGGCUGAUGCUGGUGGUGGCGCAACAAACGGUGGGAAUGAAGAAAAUGUUAUAGCCGCAAAAAGAUUACGCAUCGAGCAGCAGGCUAUACCGGCAAAGGUGUUUGGCAGUUUGAAAAAAGCCACAGAUGAAGAUGAGCAGGAUGUAGAUUAAGUGAAGCGAUUUAGCAGCACAUGAAAAGUUGUAUGCUAGAUAAAAACAUUACUAAGAAUAACCAAGUUAGAUACGCAUAUACCUACUGUAUAAUUAUUUUUUAAAUUAAUGUAUUUAAGCCCAA
Rhagoletis zephyria (snowberry fruit fly) is the source of this 2859-nucleotide messenger RNA. It is a transcript of the gene fand, whose product is annotated as Pre-mRNA-splicing factor SYF1 fand. Gene Ontology annotation, cellular component: post-mRNA release spliceosomal complex; U2-type catalytic step 2 spliceosome; Prp19 complex. Lineage: Eukaryota; Metazoa; Arthropoda; Insecta; Diptera; Tephritidae. The record is from RefSeq and is a predicted model, not a curated record. Gene Ontology annotation, molecular function: protein binding. Gene Ontology annotation, biological process: generation of catalytic spliceosome for first transesterification step; mRNA splicing, via spliceosome.